Alligator sinensis (Chinese alligator) is the source of this 7006-nucleotide messenger RNA. It is a transcript of the gene ACAN, whose product is annotated as aggrecan. NCBI's taxonomy places the organism in Eukaryota, Metazoa, Chordata, Crocodylia, Alligatoridae. Bases 61 to 6162 code for a protein of 2033 amino acids. Gene Ontology annotation, molecular function: hyaluronic acid binding. The transcript has 18 exons. Gene Ontology annotation, biological process: cell adhesion. The record is from RefSeq and is a predicted model, not a curated record.
CUGCCAGGUGUAUGGGACUUAGAUUCUUGAAGCACUGCACUGAACUGUUAAAGGUAAACUAUGACCACUUUGCUAUUAGUGAUUGUGUAUUUGCGAGUCAUCACUGCAGCCUUCUCUGUGGAGCUUUCAGACAAUGGUGAUGGACUGGAAGUGAGGAUACCUGAACAGUCUCCUCUGAAAGUUGUGCUGGGAAACUCUCUGAUUAUCCCCUGCUACUUCAGUGACCCAAUAGAUUAUGAUACCAUCUCUCCUCUGACCCCAAGAAUCAAAUGGAGCAGACUCUCUGAUGGGAAGGAAGUAGUCUUGCUAGUGGCCACAGAUGGGAAAGUUCGAAUCAACACUGAGUACAAGGAGGUGAUAUCUAUGCCCAAUUAUCCUGCCAUCCCCACUGAUGCCAGCUUGGAAAUCAAGGCAUUAAGGUCCAAUGACAGUGGGAUUUAUCGCUGUGGAGUGAUGCAUGGUAUCGAGGACAGACAGGACACAAUUGAGGUCAUAGUGAAAGGAGUCGUGUUCCAUUACAGAGCCAUCUCCACCAGGUACACCUUGAACUUUGAGAAGGCAAAGCAGGCCUGUAUUCAGAACAGUGCUGUCAUCGCAACCCCCGAACAGCUGCAGGCUGCCUAUGAAGAUGGGUUUGAACAGUGUGAUGCCGGCUGGCUGGCUGAUCAGACUGUCAGGUACCCUAUCCAUUUCCCUCGGGAGCGUUGCUAUGGUGACAAAGAUGAGUUUCCUGGCGUGAGAACUUACGGCGUUCGAGAGACUGACGAAACAUAUGACGUCUAUUGUUAUGCAGAAGAAAUAAAAGGUCAAGUCUUCUAUGCCACUUCCCCAGCGAAGUUUACUUUCCAGGAAGCUGCAGAGAAAUGCCACAGUCUUGGAGCCCGUUUGGCCACCACAGGAGAGCUGUACCUUGCCUGGAAGGGUGGCAUGGAUGUGUGCAGUGCAGGCUGGCUGGCAGACCAAAGCGUUAGGUACCCCAUCUCCAAGGCACGUCCAAACUGCGGUGGGAACCUGGUGGGGGUGCGGACAGUAUACCUGUAUGUCAAUCAGACUGGGUACCCUCACCCCCAUACUCGCUAUGAUGCCAUCUGCUACACAGGUGAGGACUUUGAAGGUUUGGUCCCGGAGAAUUUCACCGACGAAACAGCAGGUGAAUUGGGCAGUGCCUUCACCAUCCAAACUGUCACUCGAACUGAAGUAGAGCUACCUCUCCCACACAAUGUCACGGAGGAGGAGGCUCGUGGCAGCAUUGCAACCCUGGGGCCAAUUGACAUUACACCCACUGCCUCAGAGCUGUAUGAAGGCUUCACGGUGACACCUGGUCUUUUUGCCACCGGCAUCACUGCUGAAACAGCUUUCACGGAGGCAGAGAACGUGACUGAAGAGGAAGCCACACCAGUGUGGGCCAUUCCUGAAGAGGUCACCACCUGGGCACUGGAGACUUUCUACACCAGCGAGGCACCAGAGGUGAGCUCGGUGGAGGAGGCCUUGGGGGUGACUGCCACCCCAGAACUAGAGUCUGCCUCAGCAUUUACAGUGGAAGAACAGAUUGUGCAGGUGACAGCCGCUCCUGACAUCGCACUCAUUCCUGAGCAGCCCAUUUCUCCCACCGGUGUUGUAUUUCAUUACCGACCGGCCACCAACAGAUAUUCCCUCAAUUUCGUCCAAGCCCAACAGGCCUGCCUGGAUAACAAUGCUGUCAUUGCUACUCCCGAACAGCUGCAGGCGGCCUAUGAGGCUGGCUUUGAUCAAUGUGAUGCUGGCUGGCUGCGGGACCAGACAGUCAGAUAUCCCAUUGUGACUCCACGGAGCAGAUGUGUAGGAGACAAGGACAGCUCCCCAGGCGUUCGGACAUAUGGCAUGCGCCCAGCAUCAGAGAUGUAUGACGUGUACUGUUACAUUGACCGACUGAAGGGUGAGGUGUUCUUUGCAACCCAGCCAGGCCAGUUCACCUUCCAAGAAGCCCGGGAAUACUGUGAAAGCCAAAAUUUCACCUUGGCCUCGACUGGACAACUCCAGGCUGCCUGGAAGCUGGGCCUAGAUAGAUGCCAUGCCGGCUGGCUUGCCGAUGGCAGCCUCCGAUAUCCUAUUGUUACCCCACGUGCUGCAUGUGGUGGAGACAAACCUGGAGUGAGGACCAUCUACCUGAACCCUAACCAAACAGGAUUUCCUGACCCACUGUCAAGGCACCACGCAUACUGUUUCAGAGCCCUGCCAUCUCUGCAGGAAGUUGAAGGAGCUACCCCAUUCUUUGAAGAAGAUCUGAUUGCAACCCAAGUGAUCCCUGGAGUGGAGGAAGUGCCUUCUGGGGAAGAGACAACUGUGGAAACAGAGCUUGCCACUGGACCUGAAAAUCAGACAGAAUGGGGAGCAGAAGUCUUUCCAACUGACAUAUCAUUGCUAUCAGUGAGUCCAUCUGUUUUCCCUCCUGUUAGUGCAAUACCAGAAGAAACAAGUGCAGAGGCUUCUGUCAGUGGCGUGUCAGGGGACAUCUCUGCAUCUGGAGAGCCUCAAAUCAGCGGUGAACCAACAAUUUCAGGCUGGGUAUCUGGAGCCCCAGAUGUAAGCGGGGAACCAGCAUCUGGAAUUUUUGAACCUAGCGGAGAACCCUCAGGGAUUGGAGAAAGUGGAAUGCCAUCUGCAGAUCUGGAUAUCAGUGGCCUUCUUUCUGGAGAGAGUGGUCUCCCCUCGGGGGACGUAAGUGGAAUGCCCCCAGUAAUUAUUGAUGUCAGUGGUUUGCCUUCUGGAGAGGAAGACCUAGCAGUGUCUGCUUCUGGAAUCCCAGACAUCAGUGGGAUGCCAUCUGGAGAGGAAAUCAGCGAGCUUCCAGAAAUCAGUGGACUGCCUUCUGGAUUUAGUGGAGAAGUCUCUGGUGUUGAACUAACCAGUGGCCUUCCAUCUGGAGAGGAAAGUGGACUGCCAUCUGGUAUUCCUACUGUCUACAUUGACCAUACCACUUUGGUGGAAGUUGUAACAACUGCAGCAGAAAGGGAACAGGAAGGGAAAGGAGUAAUUGGGGUCAGUGGUGAAGGAGACCUGUCAGGUUUACCCUCUGCUGAAUGGGACAUCAGUGGAAAAAUCAGUGGGUUCCCCUCAGGAGCUGAUAUCAGCGGAGAACCCUCUGGCAUACCUGAUAUCAGCGGAGCACCAUCGGGAAUACCUGAUAUCAGUGGGUUGCCCUCAGGAGUGGACAUCAGCGGAAUGCCCUCUGGGAUACCUGAUAUCAGUGGAUUACCUUCAGGAAUUGAUAUCAGUGGAGCACCAUCUGGGAUACCUGACAUAAGUGGUUUUGUUGACCUCAGUGGCCUGGUUUCUGGUGGUGAUGAAAGUGGUGAGCCCUCAGGCAUUACCUUUAUAAAUGCCAGUGUGGUUGAAGUAACAACCCCUUCCAUUACAGAAGCAGAAGCAAAAGAGAUUUUGGAAAUCAGUGGAUUGCCUUCGGGAGAGGAAGAUAUAUCAGGCGCGGUAUCUGGAAUUUUAGAUGUUAGUGGGUUGCCUUCAGGGCUAGUAGACUUCAGUGGGGAUGUUUCGGGAAUGCCUGAAAUAAGUGGACUUCCAAGUGGAAUACCCGACAUCAGUGGAGAAAUCUCUGGUGUUGAGGUCAGUAGUGGCCAGCCCUCUGGUGUUUAUGAUUAUAGUGGGCUCCAGUCUGGCCUUCCCACUAUCUCUCUUGUGGAUACAACCUUGGUAGAAGUUGUAACACAGACAUCUGUCGCACAGGAGGCAGGGGAAGGGCCAUCUGGGGUGUUAGAAAUUAGUGGACUUCCUUCAGGGGAAAGAGAAACAUCUGGAGAAGUGUCUGGAAUGGUGGAUAUUAGUGGCUUACCCUCAGGGACAGUAGACAUCAGUGGGGAGCCAUCAAGUGUUCCAUAUUUUAGUGGAGACAUCUCUGGAGUCACAGACCUAAGUGGACUGACCUCAGCAGUGACUGAAGUUAGUGGGGAGGAAUCAGGACUUCCAGAAGUGACAUUAAUUACUUCUGAUCUAGAAGAAGUAGUGACAAAGCCAACAGUUUCACAGGAGCUAGGUGGAGAAACAGCUGUCACAGUCCCACAUAUCUUUGAAGCAAGUGGGGAUGCUUCUGCAUCUGGUGAAAGUAGUGCGGAAACAUCUGCAUUGCCUGAAAUUAGUCCAGAAACAUCAACAGCUUAUGAAAUCAGUGGUGAAACAUCAGCAUUCCCUGAAGCUGCCACAGAAUCAUCAACAGCUCGUGAAAUCAGUGGCGAAACAUCAGCAUUGCCCGAAAUCAGCAUUGAGACUUCAACAGUUCAUGAAACCGGUGGUGAAACAUCUGCAUUCCCUGAAAUUAGCAUAGAAACUUCAACUGUUCAUGAAACCAGCGGUGAAACAUCUGCAUUGCCUGAAAUUCACAUAGAAACUGCUACAGUUCAGGAAGCCAGUGGUGAAACAUCAGCAUUGCCCGAAAUUAGCAUAGAAACUGCCACCGUUGGUGGAACCAGUGGUGAAACAUCAGCAUUGCCCGAAAUUAGCAUAGAAACUGCCACCGUUGGUGGAACCAGUGAUGAAACAUCAGCAUUGCCCGAAAUUAGUAUAGAAGCUGCUACAGUUGGUGAAACCAGUGAUGAAACAUCAGCAUUGCCCGAAAUUAGUAUAGAAGCUGCUACAGUUGGUGAAACCAGUGAUGAAACAUCAGCAUUGCCCGAAAUUAGUAUAGAAGCUGCUACAGUUGGUGAAACCAGUGAUGAAACAUCAGCAUUGCCUGAAAUUAGCAUAGAAACUGCUACAGUUGGUGGAACCAGUGAUGAAACAUCAGCAUUGCCUGAAAUUAGUAUAGAAGCUGCUACAGUUGGUGGAACCAGUGAUGAAACAUCAGCAUUGCCUGAAAUUAGUAUAGAAGCUGCUACAAUUGGUGAAACCAGUGAUGAAACAUCAGCAUUGUCCGAAAUUAGUAUAGAAACCGCUACAGCUGGUGGAACCAGUGAUGAAACAUCAGCAUUGCCCGAAAUUAGCAUAGAAACUGCUACUGUUCAUGAAACCAGCAGUGAAACAUCCACAUUCCCUGAAACUAGCACUGACACAUCUGGCAUAUCUUUGGUCAGUGGCGAAUCUUCUGGAACACCUGAAGAGAGGAGGGAAAUUUCUACGGAUACUUCAGGAACACAUACACACACAAUCCCAGACAUCUCAGGAGAAACCUCUGCCCCAGACAUUGUAAUCAGUACCAGUAUUCCAGAUGUUGAAUUAACACAAGAGCCCAAGGGUCCUGAAGAGGCCCAGCUUGAAAUAGAGUCCUCUACUCCUAUGGUGUCAGGACAAGAGACAGAAACAGCUGCUGUUCUAGAAACUCUACUGAUAUCACCCACUGCCACUGCUAUCCUGCCUCAAGUUUCACAAGAAGCAACAGAUGUUCCAAGGCUCACUGCAGAAGUUGCACCCAAGACAUGUGAUGAGAACCCCUGUGGAGCUGGCACCUGCCAAGAACGAGAUGGAGGUAUCACUUGCUUGUGCCCACCUGGGUACAUGGGGGAUCGCUGUGAUAUAGACCUGGAGGACUGUGAAGUGGGUUGGACCAAGUUCCAGGGCCAUUGUUACAGGCACUUUGAAGAGAGAGAGACCUGGGUGGAUGCUGAGACACGGUGCCGAGAACACCAGGCUCAUCUGAGCAGCAUCAUCACCCCUGAAGAGCAAGACUUUGUGAACAACCAUGCACAGGAUUACCAGUGGAUCGGUCUCAGUGACAGAGCUGUUGAACAUGAUUUCCGUUGGUCUGAUGGGAACUCCCUACAAUAUGAGAAUUGGCGGCCCAACCAGCCUGAUAACUUCUUUGCCACAGGAGAGGACUGUGUUGUGAUGAUUUGGCAUGAGCAGGGAGAGUGGAAUGAUGUCCCAUGCAACUAUCACCUCCCUUUCACGUGCAAGAAGGGAACAGUUGCCUGUGGAGACCCUCCUGUGGUAGAGAAUGCCAGGACUUUUGGAAGAAAGAAGGACCGAUAUGAAAUCAACUCCAUGGUGCGAUACCAGUGUAACCAGGGCUUCAUACAACGCCAUGUGCCCACAAUUCGAUGCCAGCCCAAUGGCCACUGGGAGGAACCACGGAUAGCCUGCAUAAAUCCCUCCACCUACCAACGUAGACUAUACAAGAGAAGCUCUAGGAAUCGGUCAAGAACCAAUGGCAGAGCCGUACAAAGACCCACCCAUUAGAGAGGGGAGAGACACGCAGAGAAGACACAGAGAGAGAUUUUACGGAACAGUUAUAUUAACAGAGUCAAUUUCUUCUUCUUCUUGUUGCUUUUGUCAUAUAAGGGAAAAAAUUAUAUUAAAGAAAAACCCACCUUUUGUGUAUAUAUAAAAAAAAAUUCAAAGCACCAAAGCAAAGCAAAUUAGAUUACAGCAUUUUUACUAACCAUCCGGUUCCAAGUAUCUUUGUGCCUUUGGGGAUGGGGAGGGAGCAGGGGCUGUGGAGGGCAGGGGGUUAAGUUAAAUAAUAAAGAAGAUUAUUUUUUCCUGAUUUUAUCCAUGAACAAUGUAAUUAUUUCUGUUAUUUAAUCUCUGGGCCGGACAACACCUUUUUUAUUUUAAAAAAUUCUUUCACCGCUGCGGUACAGUGGGCCAGGUGGGCACGGGGCUAGCAAAUAGUUGUGAAGUGCAGCUGAAUGUAUGAGAGGGGGGGUGUGGGGGGGAGAAGACAGCAUGAAGGAGGGGGUGAAGAGGAGGGGAGGUAAAAAAGCCAGGCCCGGAUGCUUCUUGGUUUUCACUCCUUCCCUCCCACUGCUGGUUCCCCAGUGCCAAGUCUCCCUGCCCCCAGUCCGCGUGGCAAAGCAGCUCCCAUCCCAUGAUGGCGUGCUCUCUUCAGGGGACCGUGCAGGACACCAGGGUUCCCUGCACCUAUUUAUAUUUUUGAAACAGGAUGAUAAUAAUGAUAAUAAUAAAGAGAGAAAAACAUUGGAAUAAUCAUUUUUGGGGGCUGGGGGGGUAAUUUAAUUGAACUUGCUGAAAUCUCCGGGAUGCUGGUAGGAGCCUGUGUGCGCGUGUGUAGAGCUGAGUU